CAGUAUGACAUGCAGAUGAGUGCCGUCGAUCUUAGAAUCACCGCACACUUCACUCAUUUGGCCAGUCACGGGGCCAAAACCAGUGUUUGGAGCCACAGUGUGGCGGUGGAGGCAGCAGCAAUGGGAGGCCAUACAGCACCCUUUGACAAAAUGGAAACCAGCAGGAGUGUGAGGAGACCUCAAAGUGGCACAUGGCAGAGUGGGAGCAAUGGGAGGCGGUACAGGGACCCAUGUCACACUGUGGACCCAGCAGCAGCGUGACGAGGCGGUACGGGGGCCCAUGGCAGAUUUGGGGCCUGGCAGCACCUAUGGGAGGCCUGUAAUCUGGAGCACCAUGUCACACUGUGGACCCAGCAGCAGCGUGA
Messenger RNA from Staurois parvus, 365 nucleotides. Lineage: Eukaryota; Metazoa; Chordata; Amphibia; Anura; Ranidae. The record is from the annotation of a GenBank genome assembly.